Neospora caninum is the source of this 2904-nucleotide messenger RNA. RefSeq lists its product as hypothetical. Lineage: Eukaryota; Apicomplexa; Conoidasida; Eucoccidiorida; Sarcocystidae. The record is from RefSeq and is a predicted model, not a curated record. The transcript is spliced from 12 exons. Bases 1 to 2904 code for a protein of 967 amino acids.
AUGGUGGGGAGAAGGAGAGCAGUCCGCGAUUCCCGGUCGCCUUCGACGCGCGAGAACAAACCGCACACGACUCAGCCCCUCCGUCUCGCUGCUUUGCCUUGCCUUUCCUCUUCUCUCUCAACGGCUCGGUGCUCUCCUUGCUUUCAGUCUCAACUUUUUGCGUCUCCGGCAGUCUCCUCCCCUCUCUCCGCGGGAGUUGACGCUCAGCAGAACGCGCUCGCGACAGGAGACAGUGCCUCUGCCUCCAGGUCUUCUUCUCGCCGCCCCCCCUCCGAUGUGGCCUUCAUCUCGCGUCUCGCGUCCACUCUUCUUCCCGCUUCCUCUCUGUCUCCUGACCUCAAAUACGGCGUCUCCUCUUCUUCGCCGUUACCGCUUGCCACUGCGCCCCUACCUACAGGGCUUUCCUCGAUCUCCGUCAGUCCUCUUUCCCCCUUCUCUUUCUCUCUGUCUUCUCGUUCCUCCUGCCUUCCGUGCUGGUGCGUCACAACGCAGCUCUCCUUUCCCUCCGUGCCGCAAUCUGUCUCCACGCGUUCUCUCUUCUCCUUCCUGAGACAACGGCCGCCUCCGUCUUCUUCGUCUUCGUCGUCUUCUCCUUCUCCCCCCCCUUCGACUCCUUCUCUCUCUUCUCCCUCUUCGUCUCCUUCUCUCUCUUCUCCCUCUUCGUCUCCUUCUCCUUCUUCUCCCUCUUCUCCCUCUUCUCCUUCUCCCCCAUCUUCGUCUCCUUCUCCUUUUCCCCCCUCUCCCCCAUCUUCGUCUCCUUCUCCUUUUCCCCCCUCUCCCCCCUCUUCUCCGUCCUUUUCUGCGGCCAGUUCCUCUUCUUCGCCGUUCUCCUCGGGCGACCAGGCUCUCCAAGAAGACUUGCCGAGGGCGGAUGAAGCGGCGCGUAGACCGACGGAGGCGACCGGGGCUGCGGGGGUAGAGCCCGAGCCUCUGUUGCGAGGAAGCAAGCAGGAGAAACUGCGCAAGAAGCGACCGGUAAAGCCCGAGAGAGACCACUUCGCCUCCGCGUUUUCGCCUCCCUUCGCCGCGGAAGCGUUUCACCGGAGUGUUUCCCACCGACUUGUCGAGGAGGCAAGGAGACAGGAGACGGAAAGGCGAAGAAACGCAGGCAGGCGACAGGGGCCUCGCGCCGAGAGUGUGCGGCUGCCGAGCGAGAACGACGGCGAAGGCGAGGCAGGAAGAGAGCGAAGAGACAGAGUCGGGAGACGCCCGAGACGGAAAACUUCGAAGGCAGCGCCUGACCACCAACUCCACUACCCGCUGCUUGUCUCCUUCGCCGCCCUCUACGAAGAUCUCGCCGUCCUCAAAAACCGAAUUCUCUCCCAAAGCCGACGCGUCCGCGCUGUAAUCACCACAGCAGCCUGCGGGCUCUGCUGGGUGGCGUACAACUGGGAAGAUGUGCGACGCCGUCUGGGACUCGAAGGCGCUGCGGUGCUUCACGAGGGAAUGCGGUCUCAAGAGCUCCAGUUCACAGCGCGGGAGUUCUCCAAGCAACUUAUCGACGACCUCCUACAGGAUCAUCGACUGCAGGCGGGGGCCCAGCGGUGGAUCCAAGAACUCCUCAGCGCGAGUGACCGUGAGGCGACAGCCCUCGCAGUUCGCGUGCUGAACGGGGCGGAGGUCCAAAGCGCCAUCAAGAACCUCCUCGACGACCUUGUUCGGUAUCUUUGUCAGAACGUUGCGGUGCACCAACAGGUCGCCGAACUGCUCAGUUAUGCAAUCAACUUGCCUGUGGCUAAAGAGACAGCUGGUCGGUGGUGCCAAGAGCUCCUGCAGCGCCCAGACGUUCAGCAGGCCGCCCAGACUUUCGUGAAUGAAGCAGUUCUGAGCGACGCUGGCGUCCAGGCCCAAGCCGGAGAGUUGGCGCAUUGGUGCAGCCUUCGCGUCGUGAACGACCCGGCGACUGCUGAUGCAACCCGCGACCUUCUGCUUCAGGUUCUGGGAGACUCGACGCUCCAAAAGGUCGUCUCCGACUUCCUCUGGCGAGUCCUCAAGGGCGUCAUGCAGCCGAGAUGGCUCGGUGGCGGCGCCAAGGCGAGUGGGGCUGUCCCCGAAGAAGGCGCGAACUCGUCUGGAGCCUCAGGGAAGGAAGCUCAAUCUUUUUCGGCUUCGCGUGAUGGAAAGGCCGAACAGCGAGAGACCGAGACAGAGAAGAAGGGUACCCUCGACAGAGAGAAAGAGAAGGACAGACUCGAAGUCGAAGAGCUACGAGAGCGCUUGGAAACGGCGCUUCGCUCCUCACUUGACGAAUCGAGGGACAUCGUCGCUGUCGAGCGAGCGAGCGUGUCGCGUCUUCUUGCGCUCCUCGAGCAAGCGAAUGGACACCUCCCGCCUCGAAAGGCCUCGCUUGAUGCGUCUUCUGUCGAGACUGGCGACGCGAAAGAAGGCGAUGAAAUCGGGCAGGAGGGAGACGCGCGCCCGUCUUUUCUCCUGGUCCUUCCUGUCUCACCCGACGAGGCGCCUCAGCCGACCCCGCCUGGAAACGAAGACGCAACGGCCGCGGCGAGCGAUGCACGUUUUGCGCGGGAUGAAGCCGAGAAGACAGAACGGAGAUACUCCCGGCGCUUUUCUCUCGCUGAUUUGGCGAGACAUGUCGACGGACAGCGAAGGCGAGAGAAAGAGAUGGAAGAGGGAGUGAACAGCGCCGCACAGAGAGCGUCUGCGUACAGAGAGCGAGAGCGAGAAGAGGAAGAGGGAAACACACACUCUCAGCUCCCUUCUGCAGCUCCGCCUCUCCCGCAUGAGGAGGCAGAAGCGACAAGGAGACUAACGGACGCUCUCGUGCGCCUCCUCCCCGCCGACACACGUUCGGGGUCUCCCUGGCGCGAGGGAAGAGAAGCCGAUCGGCAAACGCGAGCGGCACGAGCGAGGACGCGGGAACGAUCCGAGGAAAGGCGUGCCUAA